AUGCAUGUAUUCAAUUCCAGGGUUGUUUGGGCGUCUCUUAUAUUAUGGUUUCAACAUGUUCUGGUCUGUGAGUGUGUCCCGCUGCCAGACUCAGAACCCCCGAUGCAUGGAGCAGUCCAGUCCCCCCAGUAUCCACAGCCCUAUCCCCCCAACCUCCAGAAGCAGUGGGAGCUUAGUGUGCCAGAGGGCUUCCAGAUCAGCCUGACCUUCACACACCUGGACAUCGAGGCCUCUACAGGCUGCUACUACGAUUCAAUUACUGUUCUAUAUGAUGAAAAGCUGCUCGGAAAGUUCUGUGGCAACGAGAACUCUGCUGAUGGAAAUCACCCCGGUUACCAGCCCAUUUUAUCUCCAGGAAACAGACUCACUCUGAUAUUCCAGUCAGAUGAGUACAAUCCGGAUCUUCACCAGAAUGUGGGAUUCUCCGCUCAAUACCAAGCAAUAGACAUAGAUGAAUGCUCUGCACCAGAACCUUUGGAUGGAUCGGGUCCGCUCUGCUCUCAGAUCUGCCUCAACACACUGGGAUCCUAUCUGUGUGCCUGUCACCAUGGCUACGAGCUGCGUUCAGACCAGCGUACCUGCGCCUUAUCCUGUAGCAGCGGAGUAUUUGAUGAAGUAGAAGGGCACCUGUUUAGUCCAGGUUACCCGAACCCCUCGCCACAUGCUUUGUCUUGUCAGUACAUUAUAUCAGUGGAGCCUGGCUUCUCUGUCUCUCUUAACUUCUCGGAUAAGUUUCACAUUGAGAGUGUGGACACGGAGGAAGGCCCAAACUGUCUCCAUCACUGGCUGGAGGUGAGCAUCCCUAACAGAGAGUCUAUGAGGCUGUGUGGGGGGAGAAGCCCAGGACUGAUUAACACAAACUCCAACACUGUCACGCUGAACUACCACAUUGAUGAUCAGGGCCGAAGCAAUGGAUGGAGCCUGGACUACAGCACAUCCAGAGUAAAGUGUCCAGUUCCUGGUAAAGUAGCUCGAGGAAAGGUCACUCCUUCCUUAACUGAAUACUUCUACAGAGAUCCUAUCUAUGUGCGCUGUGAACAAGGAUACAAACUAAUGGCGAAUGGUCAGGAGAUAGAGAGCUUCUCUGCUGUGUGCCAAAGUAACGGAGAUUGGCACCUCCCACUGCCAGAAUGCCACAUUAUUGAUUGUGGAGAACCUGAGCCUCUGUUAAAUGGGGGAGUAACUUUCCUGUCUGGCUUCCAGAAUCAGUAUCUGUCUAAAGUUCAGUAUCACUGCAAUGAACCAUUUUAUUCUCCAUUUGGUGGCAGUAAUGUUACACUCAUCUGUGAGGCAGAUCGACAGUGGAGGUCCAACCAAGAGGUUAUUUUAAAACCAGUAUGCCUACCAGUUUGUGGUCGACCAACAAAGCACUUUAAUAACUAUCAGAGAAUCAUUGGAGGAGAUGAUGCUCCAGAGGACACUAUUCCCUGGCAAGCUCUAAUAAGUUCAACAUCAGGCGAUGGGGGGGCUAUGAUCAUAGCUGAUCGCUGGAUUUUGACUGCAGCUCAUGUGGUUGUAACUAAAGGAGAAGUAGCAACACCUGAGUCUAUAAAUAUUUACAUUGGACAUACUGAUGUUGGCCUGCUUAGAAAAACACCUUCACUAAAUGUGACUGCAAUCCAUGUUCAUCCUGAAUACCAUAACCUGAACCAAUUAAACUUUGACAAUGAUAUUGCACUGAUACAAGUGCAAGACCCAGUCACCUUCAAAGCAUCAAUAAUGCCUCUGUGUUUGCCAGCAAAAGAUGAUGAAUAUGAGGAUACAAUAAUAGGGAUGGUUUCUGGGUUUGGGGUUACAUACAAAAACAACAGUCAGUAUCAAACAAAAAAGCUGAAGUACGUGCAUAUUCCAGUGGCGUCUCAGGAGGUAUGCAGCAAUUCUUUGAAGGGACGGUCCAAUGCACCAAUACUGACAGACAACAUGUUCUGUGCUGGAACUCCUAAAGGUGGGAAAGACUCUUGCCAAGGUGACAGUGGGGGUGCCUUCACUCUACAAUCUGCAGAUGGUCGAUUCUGGGCUGCAGGGAUUGUCAGCUGGGGGCUUAAAUGUGGAAGGGAAGGAACUUAUGGAUUUUAUACCAAAGUAGCAAACUAUGUAGACUGGAUUAACAAGAUCAUGCAGGAGAACUAAAAAAAAAAAAGCAAUAACAGUUAAAGCUAUUUGUAAGAUAUAAGCAAAACAACAU
Molecule: messenger RNA, 2185 nt
Organism: Cyprinodon variegatus (sheepshead minnow)
Lineage: Eukaryota; Metazoa; Chordata; Actinopteri; Cyprinodontiformes; Cyprinodontidae
Product: complement C1r subcomponent-like
Exons: 13
Coding region: 1-2130 (709 amino acids)
Biological process (GO): proteolysis; complement activation
Cellular component (GO): extracellular region
Molecular function (GO): calcium ion binding; serine-type endopeptidase activity
Source: RefSeq, a predicted model, not a curated record